AAAAAAACUAAAGCUUCAUAUAUAUAAAAGAGACAAAAUCGAUCGUCAGUCAUUUUAUGAUCGUGUUGGAGCGAACCUAAUACGAAAAAGUUUGUUUUUGAACGGCGCUCUGCUUUCAAAGGGUACACUAGAUUUCUCGUGUUUUUCGGUUAUUUUUUUUAUCAGGUCCGGCACAGAAACAUUCGUUACCCUUUGAUAAUUUUAGAGCAGUGUAUCGUUGUGUCGGUCGACCAAGGUUACUGUAAAUCUAAGUGCUGUUAAGUCAUUUUCGCAAGGAGCAUGAGCUGCGAGGUGUGUCAAAAACUAUGGGAACGAUUCCUGGAUGAGACCGGUGCGAGCUGUUUUGUGCUGUGGACCUUUGGAACAACUCUUUUUAGUCUUCUGGUGGUGGUCGUAGUAGCAGGGCUGUUCAUGUUCAUGGAUGUUACCAAUCUACCAAAAUCGAUGAGAAAGUACAAAAUUCAACCGGGAACUAAUGAACCACUGACUAGUGAGCAACUUAGGAAGGUUGUGAAAACAGCAUUUAUCAACAUGGUGUUAGUGGGCAUACCAACACUAGCGUGCUUCCACAAGUUUUCUUCUAUAACCGGAAGAUUACCGGAUCUUCGAAUAUUACCCACAUUCAUCGAAAUUCUGUACACGAUUCCAGCUGGCUUAUUAGGCUUUGAAUUCUUUUUCUACUACAGUCACCGAUUGUUUCACUCGAAAUACUUAUACAAAUCAUUUCACAAGAAACACCACGAAUGGACUUCCCCGGUAGCCUUGGCAGCUGUGUACUCUCAUCCAUUAGAACAUGUUAUCUGUAGCAUGAUACCGCUUUAUCUGGGAGUCUGGCUUACCAAGGCGCACCUAAUAUCGGCCUGGGUUUGGGUGGCAAUAGCACUGACCGGAACGUUGCACGACCAUUCCGGAUAUCACCUACCCUUCAUUAGCAGCUCUGAGGCACAUGAUUUUCACCAUCUGAAGUUCAACCAGUUCUACGGAGUUCUUGGUUUUCUCGAUUGGCUACACGGAACAGACGAUCUGUUUCGCCAAUCUAAAUCUUCCAAGCGGCAUCGAAAUCUGCUUGGAACACGUUCUGCGCGAGAGGUUUUUCCGGACGAUUGAAACAUUCAUGGAAACUAUGUGGUAUCAGUGCAGUUCUUCAAAAAAAUU
This is a messenger RNA of Malaya genurostris, 1155 nucleotides long. Its product is annotated as fatty acid hydroxylase domain-containing protein 2-like. The record is from RefSeq and is a predicted model, not a curated record. The transcript has 3 exons. Gene Ontology annotation, biological process: sterol biosynthetic process. Gene Ontology annotation, molecular function: iron ion binding; C-4 methylsterol oxidase activity. Bases 280 to 1107 code for a protein of 275 amino acids. Lineage: Eukaryota; Metazoa; Arthropoda; Insecta; Diptera; Culicidae.